GCAACCAACUUUGAUAUCAAGCUGUUUUAAAUGUGAUAAAUUCGUGUUUUGAUAAACGUUCGAAUCGCUUCUCCAUGCUUAAGUGCACUGUUACGUCAAUGUAACUUGCAUAUUUAUUGUCGCUAUGCUUCUUUAUGGAUGAUUUUUCAGACUACGUUAAAAAGCCUUGUACUUUUUGGACAAACUAUGUGCUGGUGAGACUAUCAUGGACAGUGACUGCUUGUCUUUGCUGCCAGCGGUCUGCCUGGUGCUGGCCGACCCAAAGCAGUCUCCGCCCGAUGACACCUCUUUAGAGAAACUGCUCGAUUGGUUCAAAGAGCUGCACGGCCAAAGUAAUGGACACGUGCUUUUGCAGCAUCAGCCGUGCCUCUUGGACUUCAUUUCCACUGUUUGCACGUCUAAAACUACAGAUCCCGCCGUCCUGUCUUUCACCCUCAAACUGACUGGACUUCUGGCCUCCACAAAGCAGGGCUUCCAUUUGCUUGAGGAGGGAGGUCUUUUGGCGUGUGCGUUUGACCGGGAAGUCUGGGGUGUGUGUGAUCUCUGGCAGGAUGCCUUGGUUCGCAGUGGCUGGAUGCAGGGACUGUUGAGCAUGUUGAAACACCAGCAAGCCUUGGACUUCAUGUGUGGAAAUGGACGCAUCAAACUGAUUCUCCAGCUGCAGAAUGACAGGAGUCUGUUUGUUGCCUGUUUGGCUAAUCAGCUUUUAGUGCAUAUCCUACAUUUCCUCACCUCAUCAAACGUGACCGACGGCAGUGACGUUGUGACAUCAAGUGAAUCGUCUUUGAGGCCUGAUUGCGUCUCGGUCUCCUCUGAGAUUAUGAGUGCUGUGGUUGAGGCGUUGAGCUCAGAGGAGCAUCCUAAGGUCCUCCAGGGCUUACGGCUUCUGUCACUGGUUGUGGCUCAGUGUGGAGAGCCUAUCAGAAGCACGCUGUGGAAAGAUGUGCUUGUACCCCUGGAAGUCUUGGUCAACAGGGGAUCUGAAUCAUUGAUUCACACUUUGAUAACUGUUCUAGAAGCUGCUGUGAGGACGCCUCUGCUCAGCCAAUUGGAGUAUAAAGUGGAGGAGUUAUUAGAAGCCAUGUUGAGUGAUGGAAACAGAAAAGAUUGUUUUCAGUGUGCGGCACUAAUUGUAAAGCUGGAGAAAUGUCCUGAGGUUGUAAAGAGGAAGGCUACGGAUAUCAUCUUGCUUCCCCUGCAGUGUGUGUCAACACAGCCUCAAGCAAAAAAGGAAAUUAAUGUAGUCCUGAAGGAACAGCUAUCCCAGAAAGCCUCAUGUAUUUCCCUCCUCAUGCAGAGUUUAUCAAGCCUAGCACAGCUGGCGCACACAAAAUACUUCUGCGGAGAUGCUUCCAUUCAGUCGAUCACCAGCUCUGUGGUGUUGCUUCUGAGGAUGUGCUCUGGGCAUUGCCCCUCCUCUUUGCUACAUAUUAAUUCCUUUACCCACCUGAUUGGCUGUUGCAAGGUUCAGAGGUGUGGCCUGGAUACAUUAGGUGCGCUCAGUGUGUAUGAAGAAAACCUGGAUUUAAGUAAGGACAUUUUUGCUCUCCUCUUGGACUAUUUACAGAGGCCAGAUUCCCAUGCCACAGUCUUGAAGAAAACAUUUCAGGCCAUGAAGAAGUGGAUUGUGUUUUCGGUUUUGCCUGAUCUCCAGCAGUUUAUCAGCCGUGACCUCUUUCCUGUAUUGGAGAAACGCAUGUGUGAUGUGCGAUGGGAAGUGAGAGACUCCACACUAGAGUUCAUCACCCAGCUGACUGCUGCCUUUAACGGCAACAGUGAUUUCACUGAAGCUCUCCACAGCAGCGGUAUGGUCUCUGUUCUCCUUUCUUCACUGGCAGAUGCAGAAGGCUAUGUCAGAGCUAGUGCUGUGGCUGCUGUCGGGCAGGCAGUGCUUGUGAGCAAUAGCACACUUCUGGAGGAGGCUUUGGUGCAGAUGAUGGCCAUUCUCUCUCAGGACACAGAGGGCUUCCCUCGUAGAGCAGUGGUCCAAGCUUUCACAUCAUGGCUGAAAGGAUCACACCUCUUAACGGCAUUGGAGUCGUCCCUGAGCUCCGUCCUGUCACUGGGAGGCAAUGAUUUUGACUGGGAAGUGAAAAUGCACACACUGGAGCUAGCAGAAGUGUUGAUGGAGAAGACACUGACCUGCUGUCCGUACGCAGUCCAGGACUUCGGCUCCUCUGAGGAUACACGCUUUACGCAAGCCUUGAUGAAGUUUAAAGAUUUUGGCCUGUUUGAGUUGCUGUUUAACAGCUUGUUUGACUGCGACAGACCAGUGUGUGAGAGAGCCUGUGCACUGUUGGUCAAACUCAGAACACUUACGGCCGAGUCUGCAGAUUUGGAUCACAGCGCUCUUGUUUUAAACGUAUGUGGGAACAGAUGGGGGGAUGAGGUGCAGAAAAGAUACCUCAAAGCAUCUGCGUGCGUCACAAAUGGAGUUACAGGAUCUGAUGAGGGAACCGACUGUAGUCUACACUGCACCAGAGGCAUUAGCCUACCCAAGAUACUACAGAUUCUAGACCUAGAUGACAUGCAGAGGAUGUUGACGUUAAGUAGUGAUCAUGUUGUGAAUUCACCCAGAUCGCUAAUGGAGGACAUUCUUUCAGCAGCCCAGCAGAGUGAAGAGAAUAUAGUGGAUUGUUACUGAGAAUAUACUGUAACAGUUUGAGACCUUUUACAGCAGUUUAAUAAAGGAAGAUAUAGUCUCAA
Messenger RNA from Puntigrus tetrazona (Sumatra barb), 2706 nucleotides. RefSeq names its product BRCA1-associated ATM activator 1 (gene brat1). The record is from RefSeq and is a predicted model, not a curated record. Gene Ontology annotation, cellular component: nucleus. The transcript is spliced from 12 exons. Lineage: Eukaryota; Metazoa; Chordata; Actinopteri; Cypriniformes; Cyprinidae. Bases 206 to 2644 code for a protein of 812 amino acids. Gene Ontology annotation, biological process: cell population proliferation; positive regulation of protein phosphorylation; DNA damage response.